AUGUCGCGUCGUACCGUCAUGAGCUUCCACCACAUCCUCUCGCGCACCAAGAUGGCCACGCUGCACGGCUGGGCGCGCGAGCUCCGCCUCUGCGGCAUCCUCAAGGUGGGCUACCCGGGCGUGCUCGUCUGCGCCGGACCGCCCGUCGUCGAUGGCGCCGCAUCACAGGCGCCCGCCGACGAUGCCGUGGCCGAGUACGUCCGGCGCAUCAAGCGACUCCGCUGGCAGACCUGCACGCUCAAGGCCAUCUCGGAUCUACCUGGGUGCAGCGGCUCGACGAUGGCGAUGAAGAGGGACACCGCAGGGCGCAACGGUGGCGGGCUCGAUCCCCUCGUCGCGUUGGCUAGGGCGCUCGACGCUUUCCAGCGCGGAGCAUCGUCGGCGGAUGCCACCCCGCGCGGACCCGCAGCAAAGGCGGUCAGCCUCCACGGCUUGGUCCAGAUCGAGAGUAUGAAGGAUAUCACUGCCAUCCUGCGCACCGCCGACCAGCUCAUAGCCGACAGUCGCGAUGGGCGAGCUCAGCAGCCAUCGUCGUCGAGCAGCCACGCCAAGGCGCCAUCAGGAGGGGCGCAGGCCACGGGGGUUUGGGAGGGGUUCUACAGCGAAGCGAUGCGUUCACCGUGA
Messenger RNA from Pseudozyma flocculosa PF-1, 624 nucleotides. RefSeq lists its product as uncharacterized. Bases 1 to 624 code for a protein of 207 amino acids. NCBI's taxonomy places the organism in Eukaryota, Fungi, Basidiomycota, Ustilaginomycetes, Ustilaginales, Ustilaginaceae. The transcript has a single exon. The record is from RefSeq and is a predicted model, not a curated record.